This is a messenger RNA of Sesamum indicum (sesame), 1192 nucleotides long. RefSeq names its product integral membrane family protein. NCBI's taxonomy places the organism in Eukaryota, Viridiplantae, Streptophyta, Magnoliopsida, Lamiales, Pedaliaceae. Gene Ontology annotation, cellular component: chloroplast. The record is from RefSeq and is a predicted model, not a curated record.
UUUCCCCAACGACUAAUCCAAAAUUAGCGGGUAGGAGUGAUUCGUAUUCGGCAACUAUAUUUCCCCCAAACAACCAUGUCCACUACACUCAUUCUUCCUCCUCUAUGCAUCAAACCCUUGCCUAAAUCUCUGCUCCUCCGCCUCAAUUCGCCUCUGAUCAUUCGCCGCCGCGGGUGCAGCUGCCGCUCAACGCUUCCUGUGAAAUGCCAAGCCGUGGAAGAGCCGACGGAGUCCACUACCGUCUACCGAGGCGUGUAUGGUCCGUGGAAAAUCGAAUCAUCCGACGUUCAAGAAGUCAUACUCUACAGAUCGGGGCUCGUGACCGCCGCUGUGUCAUUAGUGGCUGCGGCUUCGGCGGCCUUCCUACAAAAUAGUGAUUUGGAAGUGUUUGACUUAAUCAGGAGAAAUUUGGAUUUGUUUUAUGGUUUGGGAGCUUGUGGAUUGGGUUUGUCUCUGUAUUUGAUUCACAUUUAUGUUACGGAGAUUAAGCGCGCGCUUCAGGCGCUGUGGGUGAUUGGUGCAGUUGGAUCUUUGGGAACGUAUGCAACUUUGGCUCAACCGGCGGGGAAGAGUUUGGUGGAGUAUGUUGUUGAAAAUCCGACGGCUGUGUGGUUUGUUGGUCCGCUGUUUGCUGCUUUGACGGGCCUUGUGUUCAAGGAAGGGCUUUGCUACGGCAAGUUGGAAGCUGGCAUAUUGACAUUUAUCAUCCCAUCAGUUCUUCUUGGGCACCUGACUGGUUUAAUGGAUGAAGGUACAAAACUCAUUUUGUUGGGUUUGUGGAUGGCGCUGUUCGUCAUAUUUGCUGGAAGAAAGUUCACUCAACCUCUUAAGGAUGAUAUCGGAGACAAAUCAGUAUUUAUUUUCAAUGCCUUGUCUCAAGAGGAAAAGACAGCACUCGUUAAAAAACUUGAGGAGCAAAAUUAUUCUCAGAAUCUGAAUUAGGUAGGCCAAAAGCCAGUUAUAGUUUUUGCGAAAUAGGACCUGCACCAUGUUUGCCACAAAUUUAGAUUAAAUACAGCCAAAACAUGUGAAGGGCAAAGAACUAUAGAUGAAAUGAGAAAUCCAAUGGCCCUUACUGCUUUGCAUUUUUUUUGUGGAUUCACAAAUACUAGUCAUUAUCCUCACCAAAAUCAUUUUCGUUCUGUAUAUUGCGUGUUCAUACAUGAUACCAUCUCUUUGAUUUCUGAUGACA